Molecule: messenger RNA, 1343 nt
Organism: Drosophila eugracilis
Lineage: Eukaryota; Metazoa; Arthropoda; Insecta; Diptera; Drosophilidae
Product: carboxypeptidase B
Exons: 3
Coding region: 54-1310 (418 amino acids)
Biological process (GO): proteolysis
Molecular function (GO): metallocarboxypeptidase activity; zinc ion binding
Source: RefSeq, a predicted model, not a curated record
CCUCAUUAGAAGCCCUGGGCCCCAACGGAACGGAGCUGACUAAACUGAAAAAAAUGUUGAAACUAAUCGCUGUAGUGCUGCUGUUCAGCGGCGUGGCCUUGGCAGCCACCAGCUACGAUGGCUACAAGAUCUACGACGUCACUGCUCGCAAUGCCUUCGAGAAGCAGGUGCUUCUUCGUAUGUCCGGUAAUGAGGAUUACGACUUCUUUGAUCUGCCCCGCUCCCUGGACGCUCCAAGCCGCGUCAUGGUGAAGCCCGAAGAUCAGGAGGGAUUCGAGCACCUGCUGGAGAAGUACAACCUGAACUUCUUGGUGGUCAAUGAGGAUUUCGGAGUGACACUGCGUCAGGAGCACGAGGAGAACCAGAACCAGAGAUUGAUGAACCUGCGUUCCGCUGGACGCAGCAUUAGUUUCAAGGCCUUCCAUCGCCAUGCCGAGAUCAAUGCCUACUUGGAUGAACUGGCUGCCGCCUAUCCCAGUCGUGUUACCGUCCAAGUUGCUGGCAAGUCUUAUGAGAACCGUGAUAUCAAGACCAUUACCAUAACCAAUGGCGAUGGCAAGACUGGAAAGAAUGUGAUCUUCCUGGAUGCUGGCAUCCAUGCCCGUGAAUGGAUCGCCCACUCCGAAGCCUUGUAUGUGAUCUACCAGCUGGUGGAGAACUUCGCUGUCAACUCUGAGCUGCUGAAGAACUUCGACUGGAUCAUCCUGCCAGUGGUGAAUCCUGAUGGUUAUGAAUACAGUCACACUACUACCCGUAUGUGGCGCAAGACCAGGAAGCCAAUCAGCAGUGCCUGCUAUGGAACCGAUGCCAACCGUAACUUCGAUUUCCACUGGGGAGAGGUUGGUGCCUCCAGCUACUCCUGCUCCGAUACCUUCAAGGGUGAGACUGCCUUCUCCGAGCCGGAGACUCAGCUGAUUCGCGAUCUCCUGCUCAGCCUGAGCGGACGUGGCAAGUUCUACCUGACCCUGCACUCAUAUGGCAACUACCUGCUGUAUCCUUGGGGAUGGACCUCUGCCCUUCCCACCAGCUGGCGCGACAACGACGAGGUUGCCCAGGCUGGAGCCGAUGCCAUCAAGAGUGCCACCGGUACAAAGUACACCGUGGGUAGCUCCACCAAUGUUCUGUAUGCCGCUGCUGGCGGUAGCGAUGACUACGCUUUCGGAGUGGCCAACUUCCCAGUGUCCAUCACCAUGGAACUGCCAGCUGGCGGUACUGGCUUCAAUCCCACCACCAGCCAGAUCGAGGGAUUCGUCUCUGAGACCUGGGUUGGCAUCAAGGCCAUGGCCCAGAAGGUGGCCGAAAAGUACUAGGCGAGUGCAAUAAACGUCAUCGAUAUUUCGUAA